AUUCGGAGCAAGCAAGAGGAACAUCGCACAGACCACUGCUUCCGAAGGAACUUCCCUUUCUGGAUUGUAAGUACAAAAAUAAGAGUUGUCAGGAAGUCAUGGAAACGGAAAAACUACUAUGGAAACUGCUUUUCAUUCAACUGUUACAAGCGUUCGAGUGUACCUCCAGCAACUUGGUGCAAUUGAACGUGUUGUUAAGCAGCCAACACAAUGCAACGCAGCACCGUUUGAUGUCGGCAAAGUUACAAAGUGUGGGAGCUAAAGACCAGGAAGUGUAUCUGGAUGUCUCGCUCUGGGAAGCCAAGCGACCAGAAGGGACCUACCUACUCACACUGGGUGCUGAAACCGCGGUGAAAGUACAACAACGGUUCAUGGACUACCACUCUUUGGCUGACUUACCAGGGCUGUACAAAUUGCAUCGAAGAGCAGCGACGUGGCCGGAGGCAAAUUCCGUGUGCAUCUCGGAAGGAGCACAACUACUGGUCCCCGACUCAGCUAAGGAAGCGCUAACUGCAAUCAAACUUCUCAUGGGCCAACCGCCACCGCCUGGAGUGGAUCGCUCGACCUACCUUUUCGUCGGAAUCACUGAUUCCGUUCAGGAAGGAUCGUACGUUUCUGUGACUGGAAAAUCAUUGAGCGAAUUGGGAUUUAACACGUGGUCUCCAGGUCAACCAGACAAGGGUGAUCAUUCAAACUGGGUUGCCAUUUAUACAGACGGUAAAUAUCACGAUAUACCUAAUACGUGGAAACUUUCAUUCAUGUGCAAGGCACCUCAGUAAGCACAAACCCAUAAAAUGGAAAUAAAGUUGUACGCAAGUGACUUACAUCAAUCACAUCAGUUCUUUACUCACUCGAAAUACACCUUCCUAAAAUACAUUAAGUCAUGGUUGAAAGUUCAUGUUCAUUUCAUCUCAAUUAUAGGUUUGAACAGUUUGAAUUUUCUUACAGGUGCUGUUUCACUGUCAGACAUAAUAAAUUUUUUUAUAAUUUUAAAUGUCAAUAUUUGCUCAUAACUUGCGUAAGAAAUACACACAUUGAUGCAUUCCACUGAAUACAGUAUCACAAUAUAUUUGCAUCAGCUCUACAUUGAAUGGACUCCAAUUGGUGUCGUGAAUAGUAUUUGUAGGACACUUCGUGCUGUUUCCUUGGGUUCGAGUAACCUAAUCAUUUCUCGAAGAGCACUGUGAAGAAAACAGGAGAACAAGAGAAGAGGAGAAACGGAAAAACACAAAUAUUGCUCCUAGUCAAUUAGUUCUUACUGUGAUUUAAAACAGUUUAACGGAAAAGCAAAACAUGAAUGUUAGUCUCCAAAGUGCCAGUUAGUCGAAAUGGGGAAUGUUUCUGUAUGACAGACCUGUAAGAUCUUGAAAUUUAAUGCGAAUUAAAUGGUGACAGCAAUUUAUCCCAUAAGGAAGCGGACGAGUAUGCAGUUUUCUUUAGAGUUCCUCCUGAAGUUUUGAUUCUCAUCCCGGAUAGCCAAGAAUGC
Messenger RNA from Gryllus bimaculatus (two-spotted cricket), 1486 nucleotides. Lineage: Eukaryota; Metazoa; Arthropoda; Insecta; Orthoptera; Gryllidae. The record is from the annotation of a GenBank genome assembly.